AUGAUUAUCGCUGGUAUUAUUAUGGGUAUAUGUGGUCCAAUUGGAAGUAUUUUAAACAUUUGUGUUUUUACAAUGUGGUCCCGCUCUCGACAAACAACGAGCAGAUAUCAUAAUAACAAUCGAACAAGCGAUAGUCCUUUGUAUUUACUUACUUCUUCAAUAGCUGAUUUGAUUGUAAUUGUCUAUUCAUUGACCACUCGUAUUAUAUUUGAUGGUUAUCAAUAUAAAGCUACACCAAACAAUGCAUUUAUUUUAUGUAAACUCCGAUAUUAUGCUUUACAUACAUUUGAUCUGAUAUCAUUAACAUGUCUUUGUUUAGCGACAUUUGAUCGAUAUUUAAUAUCAUCACGAGAAGUUCGUUUACAACAAUUAAGUACAACAAGACAAGGAACAAAAUUAGUUAUUUUACUUCUUAUUUGUUUAAUUGGAUUACAUCAUGCUUUUUAG
This is a messenger RNA of Rotaria sp. Silwood2, 447 nucleotides long. The record is from the annotation of a GenBank genome assembly. NCBI's taxonomy places the organism in Eukaryota, Metazoa, Rotifera, Eurotatoria, Philodinida, Philodinidae.